This is a messenger RNA of Camellia sinensis, 1964 nucleotides long. RefSeq lists its product as uncharacterized. NCBI's taxonomy places the organism in Eukaryota, Viridiplantae, Streptophyta, Magnoliopsida, Ericales, Theaceae. The record is from RefSeq and is a predicted model, not a curated record.
CAAAAAACACUAGAAGAAGCAUCCAAGCUUCUACCUCUCUGAUCACUCUCUCUGAUAGCUUACUCAUCUCAUCAGUUCUUGCUCUUCUCUCCAUAGCCAAUGCUCUGCCUUCUUUUAAUUCUUAAAAAUAUUUUUCACCUUGAGAUCUUCACCCUCCUCCUCUCCAUCAGAAGCUACCUCUCACUUUCACCUCCAACUCUCCCCAACCCCACCUUUAAAUCCCCCCCUUUUGCUUCCACACUUUCCACUCACUCUUUCUCUCUCUCAAUCCCCACUUUCUAUCUCUAGAAAUAAAGCUGUGAGAGCUCCUACAACUAUCUCAGAAGGUUUGAAGAUUUUCAAAAAUGGAUUCGAAGCUGAGAAAGGCGCCAUUGCCGAAGCCUCUGAUGCUGAAGGAUUAUCUCUUGGACGAUCUCAGCUCUUGUUCUUCGAGCGGCUUCAGAUCGUAUCCGAGAACACAAUGCUGCACAACUGUUCGAUUCAUGCUCGAAAUUGAUCUCAAAAGCAGAGAUUCAAAUCGCAGGAAAAGUAAUCUCAGGAGCAAAUCAACAAACGCUUCGUCCCCGUCAAAAAUGUCGGCAUUUCAGCGAGCGUCAGAGGUGCUGAUCAACGCAGUCAAGCUCCUCCCGUUCGCCGCCGUAAAGUCAUCUUCGUCGUCACCGCCUUCGAAUCAGAGCAAAACGAAGAACUCAAUUUUACCGAGAAGCCUCUCGCGGAAGCUCCUGAAAAGAAGCUUCUGGAAGAAAACUGAGAAGGAGAUCGAACUGUGGAAAUCGUUCGAACAUUUUCUCGAACAAAAUGAAAAUCUCUCCGCCGCCGUAACUGCCACCACCGCCGUAACCGCCGCCACAGACUCGAACAGUUCGAUGAGUGAGAGUAACAGUGAAAGUAACAGCUGGUCAGAUAGUGAUGUGUGCUCUUCGGAAGGUUCGUGCGGCAAUGACAUCGUAGUAGAUGUAGAAGAGAAGAGGCGUUUACCGGAAGAAGCGGUCAGCAAGAGAGGAGGCGUAACAGUCGGUGGCUUUACCAUUGAAGCCGCAACAACAACAACAACAGCAACUAACAACUCCACUAAUAAAUGGCCAAAUGAGGAGGAGAAAGAACAAUUUAGUCCAGUAUCUGUACUGGAUUUUCCAUUUGAUGAUGAUGAGGAGGUUUCAUGGCCUUUCAAACGUAGGCUCGCCCGCCUCGAAGGAACAAAACAAAAGCUCAUGGAUAAGAUCCACCAGUUUGAGAACCUUGGUCAACAACUUGAUCUGGAACCACUGGACCUUGAAAAACAGUUCUCAUCAUCAGAAUUCGAAGAUGAAUCCCGUGAACCUGCCUCGCCCUGUCUCUCGGAUUCUAUCCAAGACGAGGAAAAUGAAGCAGAACAUAAAGCAUUAGACUUACUUGAGCUAAUAAAAUUUACUAUUCCAUCAAGCAGCUUCAAAUUCAUGGCAGAUGAUCUGUUAUUGGAUUUCUUGAGAGAGAGAAUCACCGAAGGACAAUCACAUACCAUGACAGUAAUGGGUGAUGACGAGAAAUUGGAGUCUGAACUGCUAAAUGUCAUUGACGAUUGGGUCACUGGACAGCCCCAAGAAAUGUUGGUGGAGUGGGAAGUGCAAAAGAACAGGCAAGCAUAUAUGAGAGAGAUGGAAAAGGGAGGAAAGUGGAGUAAGAUGGAUGAAGAUGAACACAAAGAUGAAGUGGCCAUGGAGUUGGAGAUUGAAGUUUUUGAUUCAUUGGUGAAUGAGCUGUUGCUUGAUCUCUUCUCAUCCUAGGUGUGACUAUUUUAAUUGAAAAUUUUAAGAAAUCUUAAGGAUGUGCAGGUGUGAAUGAUAUUGGACAACAAGGGGUUGUUCUAAAGAGACCACCAUGACUAUUUAGGCACUUGGAGAGAAUUUUCUGUCAUCCAUUUUUUUCCUAGGUGAAAAGAUGGUGAAAUUUUGAUAUUUAAUUAAGGGGACCAUCCUUGUUCUUCA